AUGGUUCAGGAGGCCAUCACUCAGGUCGGCUCUGACCUGCGUUCGAGCAAUGAUCAAAAUAGCGCCGAGAAAGGAUAUGUUGAGCAAGUUGACCUUCACAAUAAUGUGUCCGCCAGGAUCAAAAACCCUUUGGCCGACUUGACCAAAAAUCAGGUGCUCCGCAAUGUGGAAGAGUUUGCCGAGGAGUACAAUGUGAUGGACAUCCUACCCGAGUUGAAAAAAGGAGCGCUGGUUGCGCGUGAUCCUACCGAGUUCGAGACAGUGGCAGACUUGACCGAGCUGGAGCUCACUGCCCUGCGUGAUGAAGUGCUUCACAAAUGGCGUCAGCCUAGAUCACUCUACUUCACCAUUAUCCUGUGUUCUAUCGGUGCAGCCGUACAAGGAUGGGAUCAGACUGGCUCCAAUGGUGCUAACCUGUCAUUCCCCGAUGCUUUUGGUAUUUCAGAAGAUCCCAAAAAGAGCGCUCAGGCCGACCGAAACCUAUGGCUCGUCGGCGUCGUCAAUGCUGCUCCCUACAUUGCUAGUGCUUGCCUUGGAUGCUGGCUCUCGGACCCAUGCAAUCGAACUUUGGGCCGUCGCGGUACAAUCUUCAUCGCCUCUAUCUUUUGUGUCCUUACCCCCAUUGGCUCUGCAGUGACCCAGAACUGGGUACAGUUGUUUGUGGUCCGUCUCCUCCUGGGUAUUGGAAUGGGUCUGAAGGCCUCUACAAUUCCAAUCUUUUGUGCUGAGAAUACUCCUGCUGUGAUCCGCGGUGGUCUGGUCAUGUCCUGGCAGCUCUGGACCGCUUUUGGCAUUUUCCUCGGCUUCAGUGCCAACCUUGCUGUCAAGGAUACAGGUAAAAUAUCCUGGCGUCUACAGCUGGGAUCGGCCUUUAUCCCGGCUGUCCCUCUCCUAUUCGGUGUUUACUUCUGCCCAGAGUCACCUCGCUGGUACAUUCGACGGGGCGAGAUGGGCAAGGCAUACAAGUCUCUAUGUCGUCUCCGUAACACGCCUUUGCAGGCCGCCCGUGACCUUUACUACAUCCAUGCCCAGAUCAAGAUUGAGAUGGACCUAAUCGGUAAGAGUAACUAUGUCACUCGUUUUGUUGAGCUCUUCACUAUUCCUCGCGUCCGACGUGCCACUCUUGCUUCGUUCGUUGUCAUGAUCGCCCAGCAGAUGUGCGGUAUCAACAUCGUUGCCUUUUACUCGUCAACUGUCUUCAAGAACGCCGGCGCAAAUGAUACACAGGCUUUGUUUGCUUCCUGGGGAUUCGGCCUGGUUAACUUUGUGUUCGCCUUCCCUGCUAUCUGGACUAUCGAUACAUAUGGCCGUCGGACUCUAUUGUUGUUCACUUUCCCGCAGAUGGCAUGGACUUUGCUUGGUGCUGCUUUCUGCUUCUGGACUCCCGAGGGUACUGGUCACCUGGCUUCGAUCGCGUUCUUCGUCUUCCUAUUCGCCGCAUUCUACUCGCCUGGUGAAGGACCCGUGCCGUUCACUUAUUCGGCGGAGGUAUUCCCGCUUUCCCAUCGUGAGGUUGGCAUGUCCUGGGCUGUGGCAACCUGCCUAGGUUGGGCUGCCGUGCUUUCGAUCACAUUCCCCAAAAUGUUGAGUGCAAUGACUGCCACAGGAGCAUUCGGCUUCUACGCUGGUCUGAACGUCACUGCAAUGGUCAUGAUUUUCCUCUGGGUUCCCGAAACGAAGCAGCGUACUCUUGAAGAGCUGGAUUAUAUCUUCGCAGUUCCUACUCGGGUCCACAUGAAGUAUCAAGUCACCAAAGCACUACCAUACUGGUUCAGGCGCUACAUUUUCCGCCAGAAUGUUGAGCUGGAGCCUCUUUACCAGUUUGACCGUCCUGCAAGUGGUAACGAGGAUGUUGCCGGGUCGGAGAAACAGAGCAUUGUCUUUGACCAUGUGAAGUCGUAG
Penicillium samsonianum is the source of this 1902-nucleotide messenger RNA. RefSeq names its product Major facilitator superfamily domain general substrate transporter. Gene Ontology annotation, cellular component: membrane. The record is from RefSeq and is a predicted model, not a curated record. Gene Ontology annotation, biological process: transmembrane transport. The transcript has 6 exons. NCBI's taxonomy places the organism in Eukaryota, Fungi, Ascomycota, Eurotiomycetes, Eurotiales, Aspergillaceae. Bases 1 to 1902 code for a protein of 633 amino acids. Gene Ontology annotation, molecular function: myo-inositol:proton symporter activity.